AAGAAAGCCAUAUAUUGAUAUAAUGGGAAAACGAAAGCACUCGGAAACUGAAGGCAAAUCUGACAAAAAACUAACCACCAUCUCCUUGGCCAAUGUUUCAAAAGAAAGUGAAACUCCCAUUCUAGCAACUUUCCCUGGUACUGUUCCUCCCGCCGAAACUCCUUUCACUCCUUAUAAACGCAAUUAUCAAACCAGUACUGAAAAAGCAAAUGAAAGAGUCUUGAUUGGUGAAACUGAAAAGGUUAUUUUUACUGGUUCCAACUUUGGUGAAGAUAGUCCUCGUGAUCUUCAUUGCAAUUAUUAUAUUGGUGUAUACUCAAAAAAGAAUCAAGAAGUAACUGUGACUCCUGCCAAAGUAUUAUCUAUGCGACGCAAGGUGAAAGCACUAGCAAGUCAUGAUGCUGACGUUAUUCAUAACAAGAGUUUCAAGUUACAACGUGCUGAUUUGGGUAUGACAUUUGGUACAGCUAAAGCCAAACAACAAUUACGUGAUGAAGAACGAAAUAUGGUCAAAACUGAAACAAUGUUGGAUGAAUUGGCAGACGUACAACGAGAAGUGGGUAUUGCUACAGCAUCUUUACCUACUCAAUCAUCUUUACGUCAACAAGUCAAAAGCAGUUUACCAUUACCCAGCUUCAAUAUGGAUGCGGAUUCCCCUGAAACAGCAUAUGAUCUUGAUAGUAUUGUGACUCAAGAUGAACUCAAUUCAAUCGAUAUUAAGGAUUUACUCAAACAAGAUACUUUGGAAAGUGUUCAAAACUGGUUACCAUAUAGUCGAUCCAACAUUAUCAACACUAAAAUCAUGCAAAUUAUCAAUUCUACUGGAAAAAAGGAUCGUCACCGAGCUCGUCUUUUAGUAUAUUUAUCGUACCUUAUGGCAUACAAUUCGAAAGUCAAAAGAAAUGAUUUGUUAAACCGUGAACGUUUGCAAGAUGCUCUCAAGAAUCCUCCUUCUAUCAUCCUUCAAGGUUUGACUGAUCGUUACACUGAAAAUUCACUUCGUACUCCUAUCAUGGCUGAUAAGAUUUUGUUUUAUAUUUUGGUAUUAUCUCUUAUGGUAUCAGAUUAUACUGUGUACCCUGAUAUUAUUGCAAAUGAACUCUCCCUCAAAUCUUCCAAGGCACAAACCUUAUUACGAAACCUAGGAUGUAAGAUUGAAAGAACUACAGUGGAAGAUGCAAAGAUGGCUGGUUUGGAUCCCAAAACUGCUAACAAGAAGGCUGUUCUGGUGGUUCCUCUUACUUUUCCCGAAUUAUCAAAAGGUGGCAAACGUAAAUAGAUAUUUAUUUAUCAUUUCUUAGAAUAGAAUUUAGACUAUAUUGUUUUUAUUUUGAUUUAUUUAUUCAUUGUUACUAUUAUUCCAUUUACUGCAUUUUUCUCCUUCUUCUUCUUUUUUUUUU
Messenger RNA from Halteromyces radiatus, 1400 nucleotides. Its product is annotated as RNA polymerase I associated factor, A49-like protein. The record is from RefSeq and is a predicted model, not a curated record. Gene Ontology annotation, molecular function: DNA binding. Gene Ontology annotation, biological process: transcription elongation by RNA polymerase I; nucleolar large rRNA transcription by RNA polymerase I; RNA polymerase I preinitiation complex assembly. The transcript has 4 exons. Lineage: Eukaryota; Fungi; Mucoromycota; Mucoromycetes; Mucorales; Cunninghamellaceae. Bases 23 to 1279 code for a protein of 418 amino acids. Gene Ontology annotation, cellular component: RNA polymerase I complex.